AUGUCUGCGGGAGGCUCAGGACUUUUGUCAGCUUCACCGUUCCAGGAAUAUGAAUCAGAGACCAUUGACGGCAGCGUUAGACCUGCAAAGAGACAGAAAGUUGCUGCAGCGUGCGACCAAUGUAGGGACAAAAAGAUCAAGUGCGAUGGACGGAAACCGCUAUGCCGGCCCUGCGAGCGAAGAGAUGGCACCACGGCCCAUUGCGAAUGGGGCUUGAGGAAGACACGCAGCAUCGGAGCUUCCAAAUUGGAGAUUAUACGCCUACAGUCUCGCAUCGACGAGUUGGAAAGAGCUGGUCGGCGAUCGAAGCGGCCAGAGAGCGUUGAUCGGCCGUCUACGCCUCAGUCGACAUCUGAUCGAAAUCAUGACAGUGGCGCAAAUGCAAUGAUGGGAUUGAUGGAGGAAGGCGAACCCGGUGAAGCGGGCAUUGUGGGCGACUCCAGCGCUGCGAGUUUCAUGAACCGCAUCAAGUCCGCUCUGGACCAGCAGCUGACUCCAGACCCCGCCCAACAAUCAAACUCGACGGCAUCACCGGCAGCGGCUGGUUCACAGCGACAACGACGAUUCAAGAACCCUGACUACGUCCUCCCUUCCAGACAACAGGCAGACCGUCUCCUGGAGGUCUACUGGAGGAUCGUGGAUCCGCUGUAUCCUUUCGUCGACAAGGACGAUUUCAUGGGCAAGUACCAGAGUCUCUGGACUGGUAAUCCCACAAUGGACGACGAGGUCUGCUUCAUAUGUCUUCUCAACGCCAUCUUCGCCAUAUCCUGCAUUUUGGACUCGUCCAUUCGCCCUUCGGAUCGCGUCAGCUCCGGCGAAGUCUUCCACAAACGCGCUCUUGUAUAUCUCGACCUUGAGUUCCUGCAACACCGCUCGGUGCACACCGUCCAGUGCCUCCUUCUCCUCGCACAGUACCUCCAGAGCACCAGCGAGCCGCAGCAGUGCUGGCUUUUCGCGGGUUUGGCCAUCCGGAUCGCUCAGAGCCUCGGUCUCGAUUUACCCUCCACUAGCAGCCGGACAUCCAAUGGCAAGCUGAAUGACUUCCUCCGCAAGGUCUGGCACGGCUGCGUCCUCAUGGACCGGACACUGUCUAUGACUUUCGGACGUCCCGCUAUCAUCACUCCCCAAGCUGCGGCUUCGGUGCCUAGGCCACAUCCUCACCCGGAGCCAAGCGAGAGCUGCUCCUGCCACAGAGAACUUUACGUGUUGCAGCCGUCGUCUCCUGAUCUCCAUUUUUUUAUCGAAUCUCUCAAGCUGUACGAAACUAUGAGCGAGACACUCGUCGCGCUCUACAGCCCCACAUCGGCAGAGGCGUCUGACUCAGAAGAGGACAGCUAUACCCGAUACUUUGGCGGCGGCGCCCUGGGCGCAAACGCCGCCGGGACCGUGCUGGAAAUGGACAGCAAAUACUGGAUCUGGCAACGGCGGCUGCCCUGCCAUCUCCGGUACUCUCACGAGGACAACAACACGAACAUGAUCCACGCCCGACAGGCCAAGGUCCUCUACCUUCGAUACUGCCACAUUCGGACACUCCUCUUCCGACCGGUCCUAUCUCGCUUCUGCACAACCAGCCAGAUUGACGAAGACCUCACCACCGUCGUCGAAGAAGAAGACACCCUCGCCCGCAAGCUCGCGCUGCAGUGCUCGGUCAUGUGUGUGCAAAGCGCACUGAAUACCGUCGCCCUGUUCGGCAAGGUGCACUCGGAAUGCCGGCUGGAGCUGCUUGACGAUCUCCUGCCCGCGUGGUGGUACAGUAUCUUCUACCUGUACACGGCGGCAACGGUCCUUGUUGCCGCACGGCUCAACUCGACCAUCGAAGCCGAGGUGGGCGGCGAGGAGGUCAUCAUGAGCGCCGCUCGCACCGCGACCACGGCACUGCAUAGGUACGGUAGCUUCGGCAAACAUGCUAAACGGUGCGCCGCGGCCGUGGGGUUUCUGUUCGAUCAGAUUCCGCCUCGUCAUUGCCAGGCCCAAGUCCCAACCCAGGCCGAAACCCAGGGGCGGACCGGGACGCAGGCGGUGAUGCAGACACAUCGCAGCAACAGAAACAACAGUGAUGAGACUGCGCGACGGGGAAAUCUCCUGCCGCACGUGAACGGUGCCGAUAUUGACCCACGCUUCAGCAGCGGCAGUAGCGUCAACGACAGUGUCCAGAACUGGACGGCUAUCAACCACCACAGGACUGGUGCGAGUACUUUUCCUCCUGCUCCUCCUUCUGGACCUACCGACGCCACAGCCCAAACCAUACCAAGUACCGACACCACCACAGACGACACGAAAGCAUCCGCGCCGUCUCAAGCGUUCAUGCUGAGCAGCAGCAGCAGCACCGGCGGGAUAUUCCCCUCCUCGGCAUUGUCGUCCUUCGAUCCCGAUCCCAAUCCCAAUCUCUCCCUCAAUCUUAGCCUCGACAACCUCGAUCUCGAUCUCGAUCUCCUCAGCGGCGACAUGUCCUGGUUGAGCAGCAUUCCUUUCGACUUGUACGGUGAGCUGUGA
This is a messenger RNA of Cladophialophora psammophila CBS 110553, 2493 nucleotides long. RefSeq lists its product as uncharacterized. Gene Ontology annotation, biological process: positive regulation of transcription from RNA polymerase II promoter by galactose; DNA-templated transcription. Gene Ontology annotation, molecular function: zinc ion binding; RNA polymerase II cis-regulatory region sequence-specific DNA binding; DNA-binding transcription factor activity, RNA polymerase II-specific. Gene Ontology annotation, cellular component: nucleus. The transcript has a single exon. Lineage: Eukaryota; Fungi; Ascomycota; Eurotiomycetes; Chaetothyriales; Herpotrichiellaceae. The record is from RefSeq and is a predicted model, not a curated record. Bases 1 to 2493 code for a protein of 830 amino acids.